Molecule: messenger RNA, 5182 nt
Organism: Linum trigynum
Lineage: Eukaryota; Viridiplantae; Streptophyta; Magnoliopsida; Malpighiales; Linaceae
Source: the annotation of a GenBank genome assembly
UAUCAAAAGGUAGAAAAAACAUCAUGACAUCAUUUUGAGGCAUAACUCUAUGUUGAUUAGGCACCACCGAGGCCACAACGUGAUCAUGAUGCAUUCUUUGCUGCUUUUUGCCAAAGCGAGGCGUUAUCCUUAUGACUUGCGUCUAGGCGAGGUUAAGCGAGUGCCUAACUGUGCUUUUUAGAACCAUGGAUGAGAUAUAUGGGGGUUGGAGAAUGGGAUGAAGGGAGUAUAGUGUUGUAUACAUCUUAUGUGACAGAGAAGUCGCCUAAUAAACUUGUUUUUUUAUGAAAUGAAAUAAACUAAUUCAUAAAUAAAAUCAAAAGCACCAAGUUUUCCUCUUCUUCCCUCCCAAAAAGUUGAAAACACAAAAGAGGCUAAAUUACACGUUUGGUCACUCAAAUUACAUAAAAUUUUCAUGUUUGCCACCCGAAUUACUUUUCUUUCUUAUUCGCCACUAACUUUAUGAAUCAUUUCACCGUUAGACUACGUCAGAUUCUGUUAACUCCGUUAGUUUUCUCAUGACGUGGCAAACGGAACUGCUGACUGAACCGUUAUUUAAUGACAUCUCGACUAAAAAAAAUAAAAAAUAAAAAACUGAUCACUCAUAUUUGCCCAAGAACUUAUUCCCUCGUCCUCCACCGUCGGCGUGGACCAUCUACACUCCAAAUCACAUGUUCCUCUUGCCCCCAUCCCCCAUCGCUCCGACGUCGGCAAUAGAAAAGCUACAAAACUCCAAUAAUAACACCGCUAGUGCCAAAGCCAAACCCAGAGCUGUGAGGCAAGCUCUUCGCCGAAUCUAUUCCGGCGAGCGGAAGAAGAUGGCUGAUCACGGGUCAAUUUCUUGAAAAACAUGGCACAUAGCCAUAUCCACCCUCUGUCUGGGCUAUUCUCCUGCCGACGAACAGACCUAGAUAGAGAAGUACUGGUCAUCGGAUGGGAGAGUGACCAAGUGCAUCACUCAGCGACUUGUAGAUCUGGGUUGGCUUUGAACGAUGGGUAAUCUGGCGAUGAUGAAUGAUAUCGCCCCGUCUACGGAGUUGGGUUUGCUAGUGUUGCCCUCUGCUCCCGUUCAUUAUCCCGUCGACGAUGAAGAGCUGGGCCUGCUUGCAAUCGUGUGGAGGUGACGAUGAUGCUUGUCUCGCCCUUUCACUCCCGCUGAGGAAUUCACCAGAAAAUUGAAUUGGUUAUGGAUGGGUUAUGGGCUUGUCUUCUCGGACUACUCCCCUGUCUUCGUCUACCAUUUCACGGAAACCAACCCCGUCGGUGGGAAGAGGCCGUACAGAGCAACCACCACCCCCAUCUCCACAAGACACUUGUGCAGCGGCGAAAUCCGGGGGAAGGAAUGGAAUUGGUCUCGGAAGGGAAUAAAAGAGGAUUUGGGAAGCCUUCGAAAUCAAAGCAUAGAGCGAAAUUGUCGUCAAAAUUGAAGGAGGAGAAAUCGGAAGGGAUUAAGUUGUGUUGGUCGGGUUUGCGGAGGAGGAGAAGAAGAGAGGGUCGAGGGGAUAGAGGAGCGAUCAGCGAAGGAGGAGGGUUAGGAUCGAGGAUGGAUCCACCAUUGUUUACCGCAAUCGGAAGGGAAGAAAGUGAAGAGGAAAUAGGCGGAGGAGCAAACCCUUCGGAGAUUUCUUUCUUUAUUUUAUUUUAUUUUUUAAACUGACAUGUCAUUAAAUUAAUGGUCCAGUCCGCAGUUUCAUUUGCCACGUCAUGAGAAAACUAACGGAGUUAACGGAGUCUGACGGAGACUAACGGUGAAAUGAUUCGUAAAGUUAGUGGCGAAUAAGAAAGAAAAUUAAUUCGGGUGAGAAACAUGAAAGAUUUAUGUAAUUUGAGUGACCAAACGUGUAAUUUGGCAAAAAAUAAACCCUCUUAUUUCUAAAAAAAUUCUUACUUUUUUCUCUUAAAAAUUGAAAGAAAGAUAUCGGGAAAAAUUGAAAGCACCAAUUUUUCUAUAAUUACUCUUCCAAAAAAGUUAAAAACAAAAAAAAUUUAUCCUUUUAAAAUACUCAAAUUAUCAUAUACAUUAUUAACUCGAUUUAUAUUUAAUUGAUAGCUUGGUUAACGGGAUUAAUUAACCAUAAUUUUAAUGUAUGUAUAAUAUAUUAAUUUUAUACAGGGUCUCAAUUAUUAAUUAUUAGUCAUCAAUAUUGACAUUGUGCUAAUUUUAUAUUUCAUAUAUUUUUUAAUUUUGUUAAAGAAUUUAAUGUUCAAGUGAAUUUAUGUUUUAAUUUUUAUACUUAUUAAAUAUACAUCACUUGAAGUGAAUUUCACUUUAUGAAAUGGAAAAAUGGCUUUAUCUAGUUUUAGAAUAAAAAAUUAUAUAUUAUAUAUAUAGUAUUUAUUUAUGUCAUUUGGGAUGGUUAGGAUUGGGUUGAUUGAGUCACGGAUUAGUCGGGUUCGGAUCAACCGUGUUGAGAGUUUAAUCGGACAGAUUGCCGGUCAUUGACUUUUUUCAAUUCAUAUUGUGGUUAGGUUGAUGGUCGGUUGACCAGACGAGUUACUCGGGUUUGGUUCUCCAUUGACACCUCUAAUUCUGUGGGACCUUAUUGUAAUAUUGCAAUAGCAUAGUAGUUAAUGAGAAAUGAGGAAAAGUUGGAAGCUAUCUAUUUUCUUCAUGCUCCUCUCCUGUCUCCUCUUCAUCGACUCAGUCUUCUCUCUCUCUCUCUCUCUCUCUCCUCUCUGUGUUUCUCUCGUCUCUCUCCCCGUACAGUGUUCUCUUGGGGUUUUCCAGAUUUAGAUCAUUCCAUUUAAGCUCCUCGAAAAUUGUCCGAAUCAGCCGAACCCCACGUCGUAUUCUUCGCUGAAAUUCCACCCUCUUCGACUCUUCCCCAUUUCAGCUCGCCUUCCUCAAAGUUUCUCCGUCCUCAUAUCACUUCCAUUUCUGUAUAUUCUCACAUAUACAACAAACAAACAAUUACAGCAAAGCUCUAGUUCCCCCAAUAAUACUAGAUGCAGGGGACCAGCGUAAAUGAAUUGGGCUGCUGUCAGCUGGCGGGCUUCUGGGUCGGGUCGUCGGGUUGAUUAAUGGAAGAAUAAUGCGGAUGUUACGGUGACGUGAUCUCGUGCCGUUUUGAUUGAUCUGUCUCGAGCUUUCAAAAGCGGCCGGCGGAAGGGCAUGCAUAGCAAAAAUGUUGUGCGCUUACGUGGCGGCGGAGGAAGGAGCUGAGUGAGCGAGAAAUAGAGGGAGGAAGAGAGGAAGUUGAGGGUGAUGGCGACGGCGGCGGCGAAUCGGCUGGUGGUGAAGGUGAGGAGGGAUGUGAUUGAGAGUUGCAUGACGUGUACUAUCUGCAACAGGCUCUUCAGAGACGCCACCACCAUCUCCGAGUGUCUUCAUACCUUUUGCAGAAAGUGCAUAUACAAAAGGAUAUCCGACGACGGGUUGGAAUCAUGUCCAAUCUGCAACAUUGAUCUGGGCUGUGUGGCGCUGGAGAAACUGAGGGCGGAUCACAAUAUGCAAGAUGUAAGAUCAAAGAUCUUUCCAUUCAAGAGAAGAAAGGUUGAGGCACCUGAUCACAUUACACCUGAAGUUACUUCUGAAGUUUCACCAUUGGUUCCAUUACCAGUUAGAAGAAAGGAGAGAUCGCUCUCAUCAUUAGUAGUCAAUGCUCCAAAAGUGUCGACACAGAAUACAACAACUGGAAGAAGAACCAAACUUGCUCCAAGAAAAAGUAGUUCUGCUACAAGGAGCUGCAGUGUUCCCUCAGAUCAUAAACCCAUCACGAAGGACGCUGAUCACAUUGUGGAAGAUUUCCCUGAGAGUUCAAGUUCACGAGAAACUGAUAGGAAAUUCAACAAAAAUGGAAGAAAGAGUUCAUCAGCUGAGCCAAGCCAAUCUGCUUCUAAUGCCGAGGCACCAAAUAUUGGUGAUGAACCAUUGGAUGGGAAAUCUAAUCUCUGGCAACCUUUAAAUUUUUUGGUAGAAGUUGCAAGUAUGACCAAGUCUUACAAGUGUAAUAAUAAUUCACAACUUCCUGAUGUUAAAUCAGAAUCUAUUCAUCUCCCUGAAAGUGAACUUUCAGUUAGAAAAUCCAAAUAUAGGGAAAAUAAGGACAAGUCAAAUGUUGACAACGAGAAGAUCCAGAUCUAUUCUGAUUCCCAGGAACCAGAAGAACCAAAGAAACAGCGCAGGAUUCGCCGAAGAAAGCCAGCUGCGAAGGAUUCUGGUAUCUCUUCCCAAGAUGUCCUUGAUGCAUCAAGUUCAAAGCAAGAAAGCAGGGUCACUCCUGUUUGGUUCUCACUGGUUGCUUCUAGUGAACAGGAAGGAGAUGCAUCUUUGCCACAAAUCUCAGCAAACUACUUAAGGAUUAAUGAUGGAAGUAUACCUGUCUCAUACAUCCACAAGUACCUGAAGAGGAAACUAGACCUCCAUAGUGAGGAAGAGAUUGAGAUAAAAUGUAUGGGACAACCAGUCGUCCCAACGUUGCAACUCCGCAAUCUAGUUGACCAGUGGAUCCAGAAAGAAUCAUCAUCAGAAAGAGCCGCGGCCAGGGUUGGUUCGUCGGCCAAGGAGUUCGUUAUGGUUCUCGCAUAUGCCCGAAGGGAAUCAAACAGGAGCAAUCACCCACCCUUUGGUUGAUUGCACCAUACACAUACGGAACUGGGUUUUCCCCCCUAACAGUCGGGCAACAACACCAGAUAAUAUACAGCAGAAGUGAGGGCUCAACGAGUUAGUCACCGGCACAACACACCACAAUACCACAUACAGCUAGUUGUCUUUGUUUACAUAGUGAGCCUGAUGACAUUUUCGUUUCUGAUUCUUUUACACUUGGGAAACAUUUUCCGUUCACUUUCCAAGGGGAUGUAAGACGGCCAAUCUGGCGAUUCAUAGUACUUUUGAUAGACAGAACGUGGCGGGGACUCCGAGGAAUCUAUCCCAUGGUACUUUGAAACAGGCUACGUGGAAUCUCGCAGUCGGCCGUGGAUUCUUUCUAAUCGUUGGUGACACGUUCACCUUGUUGACCGAGUGGAUGACAACUAUGUUCGUUUUCGUCAUAUUCAGACAACUCAUUGAAUCAAAACAAUUGUUUUUAGUUGGGGAUUUGCAGAUGGGGGUGACGUUAAUUUUCAGGAAAUAUCUGAAUUCUGUUGCUUUCGUUUCGUUGGGGGGGACUUCAGUCGGCAUCCGGCGACUUUUUACUUUUUAAAGGGUACAGUACUAACCAUGCAAUGAAUGACUGAAUUAAUG